Molecule: messenger RNA, 12394 nt
Organism: Osmerus eperlanus (European smelt)
Lineage: Eukaryota; Metazoa; Chordata; Actinopteri; Osmeriformes; Osmeridae
Gene: srcap
Product: Snf2-related CREBBP activator protein
Exons: 31
Coding region: 57-10826 (3589 amino acids)
Biological process (GO): chromatin remodeling
Cellular component (GO): Swr1 complex
Molecular function (GO): ATP-dependent chromatin remodeler activity; DNA binding; histone binding
Source: RefSeq, a predicted model, not a curated record
AGGCGGUGGAGGACUCUGGGCGGACCACAGCGUCCUGUUCCAAACCCUCCUCUGGCAUGAUCGACCCAAAGCUGCUCCUGAUUAAACGCGGAGACACUCCUCUCCUGAAACAACCCCCGUGCUUUUUGGUGGAGGUGUCCAGUCAUCAGAGCACCCCCGCGCUGGCCAGCCUGUCCAACCGUGGGGCAGACACAGCUUCUGUAGAGUGCCUUCCCAAAACACAGCUGAUCAGCAGUGGAUCCACUGUGGCUCCUGCACCUGCCGGCGUCCAGCCUGCCGUCAACACACCGUACCAUCUUCCUUUGCCACCGCUACGUCCCCUCACACCUACGCAAAGCAAAUCUGACAGAGCGGCCUUAACCGAGACAAAAACUCCCAUGCUGAAAUCGGAACCUCAAUCGAAACAUCUCACCCCAGAUGUCUCCACACCUUCCAAGCCCUUCUACGCCCCUAAGCUUCCCUCAACAACGGGUGCUUUAAAGAGUAACACUUGCAGGUCCUCCAGUGAUGAAAACCUGUCAGAAUCCCCUUCUCUCGGCCAGCCCUGCCUGUAUACAGGCUCUCCGAGUAUGGAUGAGAGUAUGGAAUUUGAGCAUGGGAGUUCACCUGGAGCAGACGUCCAGCAGAGGCCCCCGGGCCAGCUCUGCAGCCCCAAAGAGGAGAGCAGCGAGGGAGAAGCAGAACCAGAGCCUGCGUCCACCUCGGAGGGCAAGAUCACGGGCAGGAUGGCAAUCUCCAGCCCAGCACAGAACAAGGUGCGCCAGUGGAUAGCAGACAGGGUCUCACCAGGGGACUCUCCCAUCUCCCCUUCAACCUCCUCUCUCUCCCCGGGCCCCUCCUCCUCCAGUGACUGGAGCCACAUCUCCAGGAGGACUUCUCCUCUCCGAGGUCCCCAUGGCAAGUUCCUCUCCCCCCCCUCCCUGGGCCCAGGUGGGGCCUCCCCGUCAGACCAGGCCACCCCUCAUCGAGCCCGCUACGAGAGGCACACGGACAUGGCAGAGCAGGCUAAGCACGAAGCAGAGAUCGAGCAUCGCAGCCUUUCGUUAAAGCGGGAGGGAUCCUGGUCUACGAAGCGCCUGACUCGUCUAACCGAGCCGGUUCGACCCAAAGUCCACUGGGACUACCUGUGUGAAGAGAUGCAGUGGCUCUCUGCCGACUUUGCCCAAGAAAGGCGUUGGAAGAGAGGGGUGGCUAGAAAGGUUGUGCGCAUGGUGAUGCGAUACCACGAGGACCUGAGACAGAAGGAGGAGAAAGCAAAGAGGGAUGAACACGCCAAGAUCAGGAGAGUUGCCUCCAACAUAGCCAAGGAGGUCCGAGCCUUCUGGAGCAGCGUAGAGAAGGUGGUGCAGUACAAGCAGCAGUCCCGACUGGAGGAGAAAAGGAAGAAGGCUUUGGAUCUCCAGCUGGACUUCAUCGUGGGCCAGACUGAGAAAUACUCGGACCUCCUGAGUCAGUCUCUGGCCCCUGCCGUGGCCUCUCCCAAGAAACCUCUCCAGUCUGCUCUAGAAGAAGACGACAGAGACUUUGAGCCCCCCUGUGAGGAGGAGGAUGACGAGGAGACCAUCGAUGUGGAGGAGCAGCAGGAGGGCAACGAUGCCGAGUCCCAGAGGAGGGAGAUCGAGCUGCUGAAAGAGGAGGGCGCUCUGCCCCUGGACCAGCUCCUCAGCACCCUCGCACGCCCACAGAACUCCGGGUCCGAGGAGGAAUGCUCCGACGCCUCUUCCUCGACUGUGGAGGAGGAAGACAAGGAGUUCACUGCCAAUGAAGACGAUGCCGAGGAUGAGGAGGACACCAUAGCGGCCCAGGAGGUGGUGGAGGGGGCUGGAGACCACGCAGAGGAGCUGGACGACUUGGCCAAAGAAGGUGACAUGAGCAUGGACGAGCUUCUGGAGAAAUACAAAGGCGCGUAUGCCUCCGACUUUGAGGAACCCUCCGCGUCCGGCUCUCGCACCAGCUCUGACGAGUCUGAGAUCUCGGGGGAGGAGGAAGAGGAGACCGAGGAAGAUGAAAGCGACGUGGAAAGCAACACUUCCUCCUCAGAAUCGCCAGAGGAGAGCGAGGAGGAAGUGGAGAGCGAGAAUGAAGAGGACAGCGAUGAGGAGGAGGAGGACGACGAUGAAGAUGAUGAAGAUGAUGACGAGUGUGGAGAAGGGAUGGAGGUCCUGCUGAAGGAGGGCGACCACAGCCCUCCCAUGUCCUCCGGCCAACGGCCCAAGAAGGAGAUCAGCCACAUUGCUGCCACGGCAGAGAGCCUGCAGCCAAAGGGCUACACUCUGGCCACCACUAAGGUCAAGACUCCGAUUCCGUUUCUCUUACAUGGCACGCUGCGUGAGUACCAGCACAUCGGACUGGACUGGCUGGUCACCAUGUACGAGAAGAAGCUCAACGGCAUCCUGGCCGACGAGAUGGGUCUGGGGAAGACCAUCCAGACCAUCGCCCUGCUAGCUCACCUGGCCUGUGAGAAGGGUAACUGGGGUCCUCACCUGAUCAUCGUGCCCACCAGCGUCAUGCUGAACUGGGAGAUGGAGCUGAAGCGCUGGUGCCCUGGGUUCAAAAUCCUCACGUACUACGGCAGUCAGAAGGAGAGGAAACUCAAGAGACAGGGAUGGACCAAACCUAACGCGUUUCACGUCUGUAUCACGUCGUACAAGCUGGUGCUGCAGGAUCACCAAGCCUUCAGACGCAAGUCCUGGAGAUACCUCAUCCUGGACGAGGCACAGAAUAUCAAAAACUUCAAAUCCCAGCGCUGGCAGAGCCUGCUCAACUUCAACAGUCACAGACGCCUCCUGCUGACCGGCACUCCCCUGCAGAACAGCCUGAUGGAGCUGUGGUCCCUCAUGCACUUCCUCAUGCCCCACGUCUUCCAGUCCCACCGGGAGUUCAAGGAGUGGUUCUCCAACCCCCUGACGGGCAUGAUCGAGGGCAGCCAGGAGUACAACGAGGGCCUAGUGAAGAGGCUCCACAAGGUGCUCAGGCCCUUCCUCCUCAGGAGGAUCAAGGCGGACGUGGAGAAGCAGAUGCCCAAGAAGUACGAGCACGUGGUGCGCUGCCGCCUGUCCAAGAGGCAGCGCUUCCUCUAUGACGACUUCAUGGCGCAGGCAUCGACCAGGGAAACGCUGGCCAGCGGACACUUCAUGUCUGUGAUCAACAUUCUGAUGCAGCUUCGUAAAGUGUGCAACCAUCCCAACCUGUUUGACCCCCGGCCAAUCCAGUCGCCCUUCAUCACUCAGCCCAUUGUCUUCCACACGGCCUCCCUCGUGCACGAAGCCCUGGAGAUCCCCCCCUUCAAGAGGUGUGACCUGUCCAUGUUUGACCUGGUGGGUCUGGAGGGCCACGUGUCACGUUACCAGGCCGACGUGUUCCUGCCCAGCAGGAAAGUCAGCCGUCAGCUGAUCCAGGAGGUCAUGGAGUCACCUGACCCUCCUCCACGACCCAGACCGGUUCGCAUGAAGGUCAACCGGAUGUUCCAGCCUUUGCCCAAGACUGACGGCCGCACAGUCCUGCUGAUGAACAACCCCCGGCCCACCUGCCCAGUCACCCCGGCCAGUCAGACUCCUCGACCCCCGCUGAUCACAGACAUAACACCCGCCCCGGCACCGCCUGUCCAACAAGUGGUGUGUUCAGUGGCACCCUCCGCCUCGCCCCGGCUAGCCCUGCACCUCAGCGCUCCCACGGCGAUGGGGACCGCGGUGAGGUCCGGCGCACCCAAGUCUGUGCUCACGGUGCGGCCCCCUUCCUGCCCCCCGGGGGUCCAGGCCACCCCUCCGCCCAGCAACAUCAUGCCACAGCGGGUCCUGCUCAGCCCCGACAUGCAGGCCAGGCUGCCCUCUGGGGAGGUAGUGAGUAUCGCUCAACUGGCCUCCUUGGCAGGGCGGCCCGUGUCGUCCUGUCAGGGCAGCAAACCCGUGACCUUCCAGCUGCAGGGCAACAAACUCACCCUGUCUGGAGCCCAGCUCCACCAGGUCCCCGUGGCCCCCCCUCGCCCCGUUCAAGGUAAUGUGAUGCAUCUGGUGUCCAGUGGGGGGCAGCACCACCUGAUCAGUCAGCCCGCCCAGGUGGCUGUGUUCAGCACACCCAACACCCACGCUGCCGGCGGCAACCCUGCCAACCCAGUCCCCGCUGGGAUGCAGCUUCCUCACAAUGCUUCUCCAGUGCCCCCGUCUGGGAUUGUGAAGAUCGUGGUGCGGCAGUCAACAGGGAAGGAGGGAGGGGGGUGUGUGCCCACUUUGGCGGUGCCCCCUUGCCCUCGGAUCGCUCCCCUGGCCUCUCCCUCAGUGCACCACCACACCAUCCCCUCCCCGAGGGCCCCCACUCCCCUGCAGCCUCCCCAGCCCCUCCCUCCUGGGCCAGUCACCGCAGAGUACACUGCAGCGCCCCCCCGGAUCCCCCCCGCCACAGGAGCUCACCACUCCGCCCCUCGCCCGGUCCUGAGGGUGGUGCAGGGGCCUGCGCUAGCACCCCCACCUGCACCACAGCCAAGCACAGAACACACAGCUCCUCGUGUAAAUGAUUCGUCUUCAUCAGCGCGGGAGGAUGGUAGUUCUCGCCCGGGCCCUCCUAAGUCAGGGUCCCACGUUGGUGGGAUUGUCCAUCCUCGGGUCCGGGCCCCUCGCCCACCCCCCCGUUCUCCUUUCUACAUGUCCUGGUUAGACGACCAGCAGAAGAAGCAGUGCGACAGCCGACUCGAGCACAUCUUUCGGGUGAACGAGCUGCACUGUAACGCCAAGCCCGUGUACGGCUACGAGGUGCUGAACUUCCUCACGUUCCUCCCCGGCCCCUGCCCCUCCCCCACGCCCCCGGCCCAGGGAGAGUGGGGGCGCUCCGGCCACGCCAGCUGCCUGUUCGCCCAGUCCCACAGCCCUCAGGACUACUGGUUCCUGAGCCGGGCCCUGCGGGAGGCCAUCCACACCACCCAGGAUAGGCUGGGUCUACUCAGUAACAUCAUAGACAGGUUUACGUUUGUCAUUCCACCCGUAGAAGCUCCUCCUAUCUCCAUGCACUCCUGCCACCCUCCUCCGUCUCUGAGCCACAAACGGGCUGUCUUCAACUCCACGCUGGCCUCCCAGGUGGCUCCGCUCUCACACAACCUGCACCGCAUCCAGUGCAACAUGAGGACCCACUUCCCUGACCUGAGGCUCAUCCAGUACGACUGUGGAAAGCUGCAGACGCUCCACACCCUGCUGCGCAGGCUGAAGGCGGGCAGUCACCGCGUCCUCAUCUUCACCCAGAUGACCCGCAUGCUGGACGUGCUGGAGCAGUUCCUCAACUACCACGGCCACAUCUACCUCCGCCUGGACGGCAGCACCCGCGUGGAGAUGAGACAGUCCCUGAUGGAGCGCUUCAACGCAGACCGCCGCAUCUUCUGCUUCAUCCUGUCCACCCGCAGCGGCGGCGUGGGCGUCAACCUGACCGGCGCCGACACGGUGGUGUUCUACGACAGCGACUGGAACCCCACCAUGGACGCCCAGGCCCAGGACCGCUGCCACCGCAUCGGACAAACCCGGGACGUCCACAUCUACAGGCUGAUCAGCGAACGCACUGUGGAGGAGAACAUCCUUAAGAAAGCCAACCAGAAGAGGAUGCUGGGAGACAUGGCCAUAGAAGGAGGCAAUUUCACCACCGCCUUCUUCAAAGAGCAAACCAUCCGGGAGCUGUUCGACGUGACGGAGGGGGAGAAGAAGGAGGUAACUGUGGAGCUGUCUGUCCCCCAGCCGGAGGAUGAGGAGGCAGUCAACAAACAGAGCACCACCAUCCUGGAGCAGGCCCUGUGUCGUGCGGAGGACGAGGAGGACAUCGUGGCCGCUUCACAAGCCAAGGCUGAGCAGGUGGCCGAGCUGGCAGAGUUCAACGAGAACAUCCCACUGGACGAUGGAGGGGAAGGAAGAGACCCAGAGGAGGAGGAGCUCUCCAAAGCAGAGCAGGAGAUAGCUGCCCUGGUGGAGCAGCUCACCCCUAUAGAGCGCUAUGCCAUGAACUUCCUGGAAGCUUCACUGGAGGAUGUGUGUAAAGAGGAGCUGAAGCAAGCUGAGGAGCAAGUGGAGGCUGCCAGGAAAGGUCUGGACCAGGCCAAGGAGGAGGGCUUGAGGCUGCACGCCUCCUCUGACGACGACGACGACGACUUCUCAGCGCUGCAGGCCUCCGAGGAGUCCUCCCAUGCCACGUCCGGCCGCCGCACGCGCAAACACAAGGAGAAGGGGGCCCCGUCCACCAGGACCAGUGGCCGGCUCCGAGGGGCCACGGCCUCCCCCGAACCGGAGCCUGAGCCCCCCUCCGCCCAGCCCCCGAGAGAAGUGCCUGAGAAACCCCGCUCUGCUGCGAGAGGCCGAGGGGGGGCCAGGGACCCCUCCACCACCACGGCCCGCUCGGACCAGCCCAGGGCCCAGGGCUCCUCCUCCAGGCUCCAGGCAUCCCCGACCUCCCCCUCCAGAGACCAGGCCCUCAAAUCAAGGGCAGGGACGUCAUCGCCCCACCGACUUCUCUCAGUGCCUUCCACUGCCACCUCGUGUCCUGUGGACCACCAGCUGUACUCCGCCCAGGCCAGGGACUACGACAGCCCGGACCUGGACUCCCUGUGUCCCCCCUCGGGGAGGUCUCCUCGCAAGCGCCAGUCUGCAGACGGGGAGGUGCUGCGCAGCCUGCCUGAGGACUCCCCGUCCGCUAAAGUCCUGCGGAAGCUUCCGGGCCGCCUGGUCACUGUGGUGGAGGACAAGGAGCCCAGGAAGAGGAGGAGGAGAGGGAGCGGGACGGGAGGAUGCUCCUCCGAGGAGACGGAGCACGCGGGGGGGUCAGACGACACUCCCCAUUCCCCCGACAAGACUAAAGGGACCCUCUCCAAGUCAUCCUGCCCACCGCCAGACCAAGAACUGCCACCCCCCCAUCCUGUCAGAAGCUACCCCCCUUACUCCCCACCCCACCUCUCUCCUGACAUGCCCGUGCUGAGGAACCUGCCCGUGCGCCGCAGGCUGGAGACCGAGUCUCGUAUGGCUGCCCAGCUGGGAGAGCAGCACGUGGGCCGGGGGAGGGGCGGGGCCUACCCCAGGAAGACAGACCCUCAGCCGGGCAGGGACGGCCCGAGCAGGGAUGGCCCGGCCGACCCGGCUGUUCCUGUCAAACGAAAGCGGGGCAGACCCCCUAAGACUCCCCCCAAGGCUGCAGAGCCCAAGCCGGAGCACGUUCCUCCCCGCCUGCCCGCCGUGCCCCUCCAGGAGAGCAGCCCCCCGAUCUCUCCCAAACGCAAAAGGGGUCGUCCCCGCAAGGACGCAACACCCGUCCCAGAAGCUGUUGCUCCCGGACGGAACUCUGCUAACGCUAAUGCUAACGCUAGGAAAGAGCCUGCGGGGCAGCGGCCCUUCAUUCAGCCUACCUCGCAGGCCGCCUCGCAGGCCGCCUCGCAGGCCGCCUCGCAGGCCGCCUCGCAGGCCGCCUCGCAGGCCGCCUCGCAGGCCGCCUCGCAGGCCGCCUCGCAGCCCGCCUCGCAGCCCGCCUCGCAGCCCGCCUCGCAGGCCUCCAAAGCUGCCAGCGUCAGCCAGGCUUCUCCAUCUGCCACAGCUGAGGAAUCCAAACCGGACACUAAGACUCAUGUCACCGCCCCCUCCCCAGCAUCUACACCUACCCCAUCACAAGUCCCUAGACCAUCCUCUAAUCCAGUCUCUGAAGCGACGUCAAACCCAGCUCCAGUGACUGUCACUACUCUAACCCCACCUGUCGUGUCUGUUUCCAUACCAACCCCGACCGUGGUCUCCGUCCCAUCAACAGGUGCUAUUUCAAAGUCAACCCCACCCACACUUACUGCUUCUACAGUUUGUGCUGCUUCAUCGAAACCAGUUGCAGUCUCCAUCUCAGACCCAGACCCAAACCGCACUCCAUCCAGAGUCCCAACCUCAGAACCUGCCGGUACCUCCACCGCACCCACCACCAGGCUUCCUACACCCUACAUUCCCACAGUGACUCAACCGCAAAUUCAAGUCCAGGCUCCCAAACCCAAGCCAACCCCAUCGCACAGCCCUGCCAAAACUCCUGCACAGGUCCACACUCCAACACCAGUCACAACAUGUACAUCCUCCAGUGUAACCACCUCUGCUCCAGCCCCCAUCACAGUCACCAGGCCAGCACCAGUUGCUAGUGCAGUCACAGUCACCAGGCCAGCACCAGUUGCUAGUGCAGUCACAGUCACCAGGCCAGCACCAGUUGCUAGUGCAGUCACAGUCACCAGGCCAGCACCAGCUGCUAGUGCAGUCACAGUCACCAGGCCAGCACCAGUUGCUAGUGCAGUCACAGUCACCAGGCCAGCACCAGUUGCUAGUGCAGUCACAGUCACCAGGCCAGCACCAGUUGCUAGUGCAGUCACAGUCACCAGGCCAGCACCAGCUGCUAGUGCAGUCACAGUCACCAGGCCAGCACCAGUUGCUAGUGCAGUCACAGUCACCAGGCCAGCACCAGCUGCUAGUGCAGUCACAGUCACCAGGCCAGCACCAGCUGCUAGUGCAGUCACAGUCACCAGGCCAGCACCAGUUGCUAGUGCAGUCACAGUCACCAGGCCAGCACCAGUUGCUAGUGCAGUCACAGUCACCAGGCCAGCACCAGUUGCUAGUGCAGUCACAGUCACCAGGCCAGCACCAGCUGCUAGUGUCUCAACCGCUCUCUCAGCUGUCAAACCAGUUCCGACAUCAGCGCCCGCCGUGGUCACCCAACCAUCCCCUACGCCGCUUGCUGCCAAACCAGCUCUGACGACAGCAGUCACCCCUGCCCCUGCUGCCCCUCUUGCCCCAGCCCCUAACAUGACCCUCCCACCGACACCCUCACUGCCUCCUCCUACAGUUGGCAACCUGGGUGCUGCCCAAGUUCCUACUCCAGCCCCAGCCAUAUCUGUCAAACCCGCCAUCUCAACACCUGCCACCAUCCCUGCAACAGUUCCUGUGAGAACUGUCACAGCUCUUGGUUCAACCUAUACUCCAUCUCCUACCAAGCCAGUCAUGUCUGCUGCAGUCUCUGUUCCACCUGCCUACAUCAUAGACACCACCCCAGCCCUCCCGUCCCCUCCCUCUCUACCCUGUCCUACCCCCUUUCCAGUCCCCAGCUUAACAUCCAAGCAGAUUUCAUCAACCACAGCCCCUGUUCCCACUCCAGCUCAAGUCCCCCCCAAGGUGCCCUCGCCCUCCGCCUGUUCUGCAGCUGGUUCAUGCCCAGAGAGCCAGAAUGUGGGUCCCGUCCCACAGGAGAAUGUACAUAACAGAGACACGGACAGGCUGUCAGACAUGGAGGUGGACACUGUGGAAGAUACAGCAGACAGCAAGGCGUCAGAGGACAGAGGGGAGGUCUGUGACUCUCAACCAAAACAGGGGAAAGCGGAGACCUCCCCCGACGCUAAAGACUCUGUCGCCGACUCCGAAAGAGAGUCAGAGAGUCUUGCUGACUCGGAAAGAAAGUCGACGAGCCUUCAGAAGAAGGAAGCCGAGAGGCAGGAGGCGGUGGAGAAAGUCCCCAGUAAGAAAAGGCCUCUCAGCCGGCAGAGCAGCCAGGAGUCAGUCCGCUCCUCCUCUCCUUCCUCGGUGUGCUCCACAUCCACCCCCACUCCCUCCACCCUCCACAAGAAGACCACGGAGAAGAAGAUGCCUCCCAAGAGGAGACGGGCCGAGGUCAAAGCCGACUCGGAGAAGGGGGAGGGCAACGGAGCGAAGGAGCCCGCCAAUCAGAAGAGACGGUCCAGGUCCUCCUCCUCGUCCUCUGACUCGGACGUUUCUGAAGCCAGGAAGGAGCGUGGCCAGCCCCGCCCAGGCCAGCCCCGCUCAGGCCAGCCGCGUCCGGAGAGGGAGAAGGACAGGGAGAGUCACCGACCGAGGAGGAAGCCUGCCAGGAGCACGGACAGGACUCUGUCCAACAACACCACCUCCACUGGAGGGGAGUCUGGCAGUGAGACAUCCACUCGGGUCACCCGAAAGUCCUUGGGAUCCCAGUCUACUGCGGAUAGCAAACCACAGCCCAAUAGUGUGACCUCUACUCCUCCCCAGCCAGAGGUCCUCGGUAAGAGAUGUUCAGCUCUGAACGCUGCUGCCAAGCUCCUGGCCAUGAGGGGCCGAGUGGACACUCCCGGCCACAACAGCAGGAGAGACUCGGGGGCCAAGCAUGGGACAUCUCCCGCUUCCUCAGGCAAGAGCCAGAAGUCAAAAAGCAAAAGUCUGCCCUCCACCCCUCAGCCUAACUCCUGCAGCAGCAACAACGCCAACAAAGCCAGUGGCAGUAAACAGACGCCCAACCAGACGCAGUCCUGCCGUUCAUCGUCCCGCUCCACACGCCAACGCCCGGGGGCCCUGGUCCCUCCCCUCAAAACGGACAACAAGCGAGGGGGCAAACGGGAGGACAAGGACCGGAAGAAGUACGGGAAGGACGAGGGCGAGGCCGAGACUCGCUCCUCCAGGGGCCACAGCGCCUGCAGCAGCGGCGGCAGCAGCGACGGGGACGGAGGCAGCAGCCGGAGCAGCAGCGACAGCAGCAGCCAGCGCACACACAGCCUGAGCUCCCAGAGCACCGGGCCCAGAGAGCCCCGCUCCCGAGCCGCCUCCUCGGGGAGCGAGCCGGACCGCAGCUCCGAGAGGUCCAGGCGAAGCAGCCGCCGCGGGAAGGACAGGGAAGGCCGGGGGAGGGGGAGCAGGAAGGGGCGGCGCUCGCAGAAGCGAGGGAGGCACUCGCAGGAAGCGAGCACCGGCUCCGGAGAGGGGACCCCAGACAGGGUGCUGCGGAGCGUGGCGGCCCUGGCGGCGGCCCAGGCCCGCACCCCGGCCAGCAACACCCGCUCCUCCUCCACCCAGCACCGUCACAACAAGACAUGAUGGGAGGGCCACAUAACAAGCAGAUAAAGGGGAAGGGAGUAAAGGAUUGUGACUGGAGACAAAUUACGAGCGGGAGGCAGUAAUGGGAUCGGGAGGGGGGGAGGGGAGACGACCUCAAAGGUUUGCCGCUCACGUCGUCACUCUUGACGACGAUGAGAGGGCCUGUGAGUGCUGUACGGGCCGAGACCUCCCUCCCUCUUGGGCCUUCUCCCUCCACUCACAUUAGAACGGGUGUAACCCUCCAGUUCAGUCAUGGCAACCGGGAGAAGGCUCAGAAAUGCCUGGCUGUGGAGAGCAGAUGGUGCAUCGCAGUUCCCUUUCAAAGGUGUUAGUAGUCCUGAAGGUGUACGGUCAUGUGGACAGUAGCCGACUGCACCAUUGGGACGUCUGGACAGGCUGCGAUUGAAUCGUUGUUAGUUUUACACUAUGUACUGUAAUCAUAUACAAAGACUGGAAUACUAAGAGAUGUCUGUUAAAAGAUGGGAUUAGAUUGUGCCCUUAAUACAGAGUUUGGCCUCUGCCAGGGUUAUCAAGAGAAAUCAUUUGUGCAAACAUUCAAGAGGCGUUUGAGUGGUAAGUUGAAGGUUUUAGACAGUUGGGUUCUGGAAAUGUUGUCAGCUGUUCUGACUUGUCUUUUCUAGUCAGUUGAUAAGUUAUGGAUAUUUGAUGGUUUCUUUCAGGGUAUUAGGAAGAGAGCAGAUCUGUAAAUGUGAUCUUUGCUGCACUAUGCUGGAGUUAGUCUUUGCUUGGGCCUCCCUAUCUUGUCAUUUCUUGUCCAUCUGAUCCUUACUUUUAAAUCUAGCCUGCAUUUCUCAUUUGCACAUCUGACACAUGUUGUCCUCAACAUUGGCGUACAUUGUGGUGUAAUAUUUUUUUUAUUUUACAUAAAUUUCAAUCAGUUACUAAGUCCCCGGUACCUCACACAAUGUACCUAAGCUCUCGAUGUCUCUUGAGCUUGUAAUGUCUCUGGAAGUGAAUUGUUCUAUUACUCACUGGCAAUGCAGACCCAGGAGCAGAGCCUUCUUUAUACCACUUACCUUCCCAAAGCCAGUUAUUAAGGUCAAUAUUGUCAUGAAGUCUAUACUAAAAGAAAAUUAACUCAGUUUGAAUAAGUGUGCCUAGUGGGCCAGGUGGUUGGAAUCCCAGUUUGCCUUGUCAAGUAUCUAAAGUAGGGGGUGUGGAAGUAGUUUAUUCCCCCAAAAGGAACCACUUCCUCCUGUGAAUCACAAGGUAAGCACCCCCUAUUCAUCAGUGCUACCCAAUUACAAAUCUUUAUUUUUGACCUCAAUUUGCCAUUUCUCCUUUUUCAUGUAAAGUACUUGGACAAUAUGUGAAUAAAAAUACUGGUACAGUUCCAGAUGGCUCUGUAAAUUAUCAAUUAACUUUUUGAGGACUCUUUGAGGCUAUUUUUGGGCUGGGUGAUGUUUGAUUGGAUGGGUGGUAUAUGGUGAUGGUCUUAUUUUGAUUUCUUUCAUUUGUUACAUUCCUUUGUUCCCUUGUAAUUCCACAUUGUUUUACUUGAAAGAUUAAAGACAAAAUGACCGUUGAAUAAAAGACCAAAAAACUAA